GAAUACGAAGCAUUUAGAGGUUAAAGAUGCCCAAUGCUAUUCUACGUCGAAACCGAUGGAGAGUUUAGGGUUUCUAUUUCCUUCGAUUCGAGUGCAUCAUCCAUUUAUUAGGAAGGUCAUUCAGCAAAUGAUUAUUCAUCUGGAUUUGCUUAUCCACUUGAAUUCUCUCGAUUGAUCUAACAAUUUUGACGGAGGGCAUUGACUAUUGCUAUGGAUUUGGAAAGUGAAUGCUCAGUCUCUGUGGAGGAUAAUGAAGUCAGGCAGAACGAAUCGCCUCAUGACGGUGAAAAUGAGACUGAGAGCAAUCUCUCUUGUCCUAAUGGAGAUUCACCAGAUCAAAAAGGAAAACUUGCUGGAUUAGAUAGUGAUGGGCCUCAGCGUCUGAGCGAAACAAAUCCUCCUGGGACUUCACCUCGAACUAAAGGCUAUGGAUUGAAGAAAUGGAGGAGAAUUAAGAGAGAUGUUGUUAAGGAUCAAAGUACACAUCUAGAUUCUAGCAAAUUCUUGAAACGAGGUUUGUCUGGUGCUGCCAAUUCAACUAAAGCCCAGCCUUUCCCGCAUGAUAUUCAACAGAAUAGCGAGGGCUCUAUUGGAUCGUCAAAUGCGUUAAAAAAUGUUGGGUUUACUGAUGGCUUUACAGUCCGUGGUUCUAGUUCAGAUUCCAGAUAUGCAGUUGGAUCUGCUUUUGCAGCUGGGACGGAUUCUGAAAACAGUGAAGAUCGGAGUAGCAAAUCAUCAACAGCAGGUAGUGCGCCCCACUCGAGGUAUGACCUAUUGGGGUAUGCGAAGGAAAAUAGCCAGAGUAGGAACACCAAUUUUAAUGAUUUUUCGAAUUCAACUCAAAAGGUUCCACAUGGAAAGGGACAGGUUGAGAGCAGUAAAAAACUUAGAGGCGAAAGAGUAAAAGCGAGGAAGAAAAGUUCUCAUUCCAGUAUGGAUUCUGAUUCAAGAAGUUCCAACUUUAAUCGAGGUGCCUUUACAGUGACUAGUAACGGAAAACAUAGUGGAGGGCCAAAUCUUUAUUACGAAGGUAACAGUGGUGAUGCUCACGCUGGUGAACAUUUUCUUGACGAAGUUCAAGCUGGAUAUUGCAAAGAAAACGUGGUAGAAGACGAAGACCUUUUCCAGGGGAAUUUAGCCUCAAAAUUUUCUUGGGAUUUGAAGGAAGAAAAAAGUGACAAUAAACUGUCUUCGACAGUUGAAGAUCCUUUAGCUGAAUCUAUUCGUAGUCUCCAGUCUGUACAGCAGGCACUUGCAGAAGAAGUCCAGAAGUUUAGGGAGAUUGGGCAUGAACAUGUCUCGCCAGAUGAUGACUCAAUUAAGGGUGCCACUGCAGCUGCUGAUAUUGGCGCUGUUGAUCCCAAAUUUCACGAGUCAUCCUUAUCUGAUCAGUCUGAAGAAGAAGGAACUAAACAAACCGCUUCAAGUUUCUUCGAAUGUCAGGUGAUGAGCCUGACCAAAAAUGUAAAUAAUUUAGAACUCAAGUUGGAGGAAACACAGAGAACACUUGCUGUCAAGAAUUCCAGGAUAGCUGAACUUGAAACAUCCCUGAGAAAUAACAGGUUUCCUAGUGUAGAAUCUAGUACCCUUGUGCAUUUAUCGGAAGAAUUUGGGGAUGCGGUUUUUGAUCUUGAUGACAUUUUUAGGCAAAAGAUUGAAUCUGAGGUUGAAUGCCUGUUGAUCACAAAGAUGAUGCAUGAUUUGAAGGUUGAAACAGGUUUUCGCCUUAAACAAUUGGAGGAACAAGAAGUGCUGUCUGGGAAGCGAACCCAGGUUCUGCCCAAGCUUAGUGAGGCACAGAGUAAGGCUUCAGUGCUGAAGAACCAAUCAGAAGAGUUGGAAAAUCUUCAUGAUGGAAGCUUAGAGGUCGAGGAGACUAUUAUGAUGCAAAAACGAGUAUAUAAGGUGACUUUUUGCUUUUGGAUACAGUUUAUCUUGUUAAUCGUGGCCUUUUGGCUUUUUAUGUCACAGUUGGCACCCAAUGCGAGGGUGGUUGUACCCACAUAAAUCUGCGGAACAAUGUUCCAUUUUCUGUAUCCUCAAAAUUUUCUUUGUUUAUGAAUGUAGCUAAAAUUUCAUUAUCUUCCAGAGGGGGAUAUUUGCUGUCUUGCUUGGAAAUCAAUUUUAUUCACACCUGUAACUCAUUCGUCGAAAUUUUGGCUUUUUAUGCAGUUGUUUAUUGUCGUUU
This is a messenger RNA of Neltuma alba, 2188 nucleotides long. Its product is annotated as WPP domain-interacting protein 1-like. The record is from RefSeq and is a predicted model, not a curated record. NCBI's taxonomy places the organism in Eukaryota, Viridiplantae, Streptophyta, Magnoliopsida, Fabales, Fabaceae.